CGGAGGGGCGGGGCAGAGUGCCGGGGGGCCGACAAAUCCCUCUCACUGCGGGGAGAACACGCGCCGCCGCAGUAGCGAGGGUCGAGCCGCUGCGAAGGGAGCGGCUGUCCCCGGCCCGAGCUUCGGAGGCUUCCAGGCCGCGCAGUCUACUGGUUGGUGCUCAGACCCCUGGCGCCGCGGCGGGUCCCACCACGUGUUUUCGGCGGCGACAUGGAGCUGGAGGAGUUGGGGAUCCGAGAGGAAUGUGGCGUGUUUGGGUGCAUCGCCUCAGGAGAAUGGCCCACGCAGCUAGACGUGCCGCAUGUGAUCACUCUGGGACUCGUGGGGCUGCAGCACCGGGGUCAGGAGAGUGCUGGUAUUGUGACCAGUGAUGGAAAUUCGAUACCAACAUUCAAAACACACAAGGGAAUGGGUCUUGUAAAUCACGUAUUUACUGAAGACAAUUUGAAGAAAUUAUAUACUUCAAAUCUUGGAAUUGGACACACAAGGUAUGCCACUACAGGAAACUGUGAAUUAGAAAAUUGCCAGCCCUUUGUUGUUGAAACACUUCAUGGGAAAAUAGCCGUGGCACAUAAUGGUGAAUUAGUUAAUGCUGCUCGCUUAAGGAAAAAGCUUCUGCGUCAUGGUAUUGGUCUGUCAACAAGUUCUGAUAGUGAAAUGAUCACCCAGCUACUGGCUUAUACCCCUCCUCAGGAACAAGAUGAUACCCCAGACUGGGUAGCAAGGAUUAAAAAUUUAAUGAAAGAAGCACCCACAGCAUACUCUCUGCUUAUAAUGCACAAAGAUGUGAUUUAUGCAGUCCGAGAUCCCUAUGGAAAUCGUCCUCUAUGCAUUGGCCGUCUUAUUCCUAUUUCUGAUAUAAAUGAUAAAGAAAAAAAACCAUCAGAAACAGAAGGAUGGGUGGUGUCUUCAGAAUCUUGUAGCUUUUUGUCUAUCGGUGCAAGAUAUUACCGUGAAGUCUUGCCUGGAGAAAUUGUGGAAAUAUCCAGACAUAAAGUCCAAACUCUUGAUAUUAUACCAAGGUCUGAAGGAAACGCAAUGGCUUUCUGCAUCUUUGAAUAUGUUUAUUUUGCAAGACCAGAUAGUAUAUUUGAAGACCAGAUGGUUUACACAGUAAGAUACCGUUGUGGUCAGCAGCUGGCCAUUGAAGCCCCCGUGGAUGCAGAUUUGGUUAGCACGGUCCCAGAAUCCGCUACACCUGCCGCUCUCGGUUACGCAGCAAAGUGUGGGCUUCCGUACGUGGAGGUGCUAUGUAAAAACCGGUAUGUAGGAAGAACAUUCAUUCAGCCAAACAUGAGGUUAAGACAACUUGGUGUUGCGAAAAAAUUUGGAGUACUGUCAGACAACUUUAAAGGAAAAAGAAUUGUUCUUAUAGACGAUUCAAUUGUGAGAGGCAAUACCAUCUCACCCAUAAUCAAGUUACUCAGAGAAUCUGGUGCAAAAGAGGUACAUAUUCGCGUAGCUUCACCACCAAUUAGAUAUCCAUGCUUCAUGGGAAUAAACAUACCAACAAAAGAAGAGCUUAUUGCCAAUAAACCAGAAUUUGAGCAUAUUUCAGAUUAUCUAGGAGCAAGCAGUGUUGUGUAUCUGUCAGUAGAAGGACUGGUUUCAUCUGUACAAGAAGGAAUAACGUUGAAAAAACAGAGGGAGAAAAAGCAAGACAUUAUGGUUCAAGAAAAUGGGAAUGGUCUGGAAUGUUUUGAAAACAAUGGUCAUUGUACAAAGGAAGAUAUUAUGAUUCAAGAAAAUGGGAAUGGCCUGGAAUGUUUUGAAAAGAAUGAUCAUUGUACAGCUUGUCUGACUGGAAAAUACCCUGUGGAAUUGGAAUGGUAGCUGCCAGGGGCAGACAUGGUAUUUCAGGACACAGAAGUUGGUGAAAAAGUUGUAGUGGUUAUACCUCCGUUUACUAAGUUGGUACAAUGUGAAAUGCCACAUGCUUGUGUUGUAAGUUAUGAGAUUUUUUUUUUUUCUGAAAAGGAUACGAAAUUGCUAUGAUUUAUUCAGUAAUCCUGGAUAAAUACUUUGGCAUUAUCUAGGAAUUUGGAUGAUCCUUUCAGUUUUAUUCAGUACUGUUAUUUUUUAGAGAUCAUGUACAUUUCAGAUCAUCAGCAGUAAUGCAGCAGAUAGGUGAGUUUCUGUUUUAGAGAGGAUUGCCAGGUAUUAUACUCUCACAGGUUCUUAGGAAAUUUUGUGGAAUGUUUAAGAGUUAUUGAAAUUCACUUAUGGAAUAUUUUCAUAAUUGAACAUUGCUAACUGCAUUUAAUACAACAAUAUGUGUUUUGUUUUGUUUUUUCACUCAAGCAUUAGCUAGCUUGGUUAGAGAAGACACGUGGUUAAGUGUCAUUUGCCAGGUCCAUGCUUUAAAGAGUUUGCAAGAGGUUAGACUAAGGUGUUGUGAUGCAAACAGGACAUGUGAGCUCAUUGUUCAUUAUAUAUCAUACAAUUCAAUACAUCAGAUUCAAUUAAAUUUGAAUCCAUUAUACCCCAGUUAUCUAUCACUAGCGUUCUCUUUAAAAAAAAAAAAAAACACCUUUUGUGCCUCACUUUCCUCACCUGUGCGAUGAGGUGUUUAUAUUAUUAAAUUCAAUAACUAGCAGUUAUUUUGGUGGUUAGAGCCAUCAUCCACCUCCCAAUUUUAAGACAGUGAAUUAGCUUUUGAAAUGUUGGCUAUUGGUCUGCAGUCAAGAUUUCAAAAGGGAGACAUACAGCAGUGAUCUGCCACCUAGCUUUGAAAUGCCCUGAUGGUAAAAAGAUGUCUGUGCAAAAAAAUUUUCCUACAUUUUGACUAGCAAGUGUUAAUAUGAUCCAUACUACUUAGUGACCUUAUGGUAGAGGCACAGGAAGUAACCUAGUACAUUUGAAGUAAAAGAUAAGCUUUUUUAGAUUCUAACAAACAUUUUAUCCUUCCUUGGAUUAUAUGCCUUUCAGUGAAGUGCUUGAUCACUUGCAAACAUGUGUAUGCGAUGAGACGAUCAAGUAGAGACACUGCAGGGGCCGAUUUUAAGGAACAAGGAGACAACAACCUUUUCCAGUCAGUGUGUGCAUCUAAUUCCAAGCAUUAAUUCAUUAAUUUACCACUUGCUCUACUUUAUUGAGAUCUAAUGGAUUAGAUUUUUUUAAGUUUUUUUGUUUUUUUUUUAAUUGUUUGUUAACAUCUGAGGUGACUUGCCUUCAGUCCUUGCUUAUGUAAGAUUUUUAAAACAUAAAUGUUUUUAGGUGCAUUACCUUGAUGUGGUGUAGUGUCCAAAUCCGCCUAGAAUUAUAAUAUUUAUUAAUAACCAUAGUCUUUUUCUCUUCGUUCAGUAUUUAGUCUCAUAUGCUGUGUCAUGGCAGGCCAGGAGAAUCUGUUGACCGCUCCUUAAGCCCAUAUGUGGCAGGCAGCAGUGGUCACAUAACCCUGUGGGGACACAGCAAACAGCAUUUGAAUAUCGCCCUGGGACCAUUUGUGCAUGUAGCCUCUGGUCUUAAAUGUAUUCUUUGUGGCACCAUGGAGGAGGUGAGACCCUUGGGUCGCUUUUGAACUAGCCUUACUUACAUUUUUUACAUUUGAUUUUUUUAAAUAAAACAAGAGACUCAGGGAAAGUACUAAACCAAAAUCUCUGAUUUGACGUCUGUGUUUUCCAUAGUUUUUGGUUUUAUUGAAGUGUUUUUAGAAAAGAAAAUGGUACUGUGACACUUUAGUAAUUGUACAGAUUUCUGACUCUUUCUCCACCAUGACCUUUUAUUUCACAAGUUUCUGAAAUGUGAAUUACAGUUUUAUAUCAGUGUAAUCUCAAAUGUUGUUUAGCUGCUUUAAAUUUAUAUAGGUAUGGUAAGCUGCAGAGAAAAUGAGAAAUAUGUUUUCAUGGAAUCUAUAUGGUGAACUAAACUAAGCCUACUUUUUGUGACUUCCUUGUGAUGCAUUGGUGACAAAUACAUGUAAUAAGUAUGUAUUUUAUGGUUUUUAAAUAUGUGCGUGUACUUUUUCUAAAUAGAGAUUUUUAGGUAGUGCCUCAUGGUGAGCAGCACAUUGACAGUCAUACCCAGGAUUCAUUCUUGGCAUCACCUAGUUAUACCUUACUUCUCUGAUUCAGGCAUUUCAAUAAUAGGACAUCUCUUAUGAACCAGGCAAACUGUUGAUGGAGUAGGAGGGAUGAAUAAAGUAAUUAGAAAUGCAGUGCUAAGUAAGCACUACAAUAGUGGCCAAGUUCUGGGAAACACUAGCAAGAAUAGGGAAGGUGUCACAGAAGAGGAGGCUUAGAUUUUCAAACUGUGUGUGUUGUUGGGAUGGAGUACUCUUUAAAAUAAAAAUAAAGUAGAUAAAUGAACAAACUGUGGUACAUCCAGACAAUAGAAUAUUACUUGGUCCUAAAAAGAAAUACGCUGUCAA
Messenger RNA from Cervus elaphus (red deer), 4369 nucleotides. RefSeq names its product phosphoribosyl pyrophosphate amidotransferase (gene PPAT). Gene Ontology annotation, biological process: purine nucleotide biosynthetic process; purine nucleobase biosynthetic process. The record is from RefSeq and is a predicted model, not a curated record. Gene Ontology annotation, molecular function: amidophosphoribosyltransferase activity. The transcript has 11 exons. Bases 211 to 1833 code for a protein of 540 amino acids. NCBI's taxonomy places the organism in Eukaryota, Metazoa, Chordata, Mammalia, Artiodactyla, Cervidae.